Messenger RNA from Cynoglossus semilaevis (tongue sole), 407 nucleotides. Its product is annotated as ankyrin repeat and MYND domain-containing protein 2-like. The transcript is spliced from 2 exons. NCBI's taxonomy places the organism in Eukaryota, Metazoa, Chordata, Actinopteri, Pleuronectiformes, Cynoglossidae. The record is from RefSeq and is a predicted model, not a curated record. The annotation marks the transcript as partial.
UCAGACAUUUUGUUUCUUCAGGUCAACACGACUGUGUCACAGUCAUAAACAACUUUUUUUCACGUGCCCGGCUCGACUACUACACCAGACUCCAGGGUUUGGAGAAGGAGCCGAAGCUGCCGCCCAAACUGGCCGGUCCUCUGCACAAGAUCAUCAUGAGCACCAACUUGAACCCAGUUAAGACGGUAUUGCUGGUGAAGGACAAUCCCCUGCUGGCUGAGGCAGAAGCGCUGGAAAAAUGUCGUCGUGUGAUAGAGCUCAUCUGCGAGAAAUGCAUCAAACAGCAGGAUAUGAAUGAGGUGCUGGCUGUAAAGAUGCACUACAUCAGCUGUGUGCUGGGAAAAUGUGUCUCCUUCCUCAGAGACGGAGACGACAAGCUGGAUGGACUCAUCAAGAGGUUAGUUCAU